Messenger RNA from Eriocheir sinensis (Chinese mitten crab), 4159 nucleotides. RefSeq names its product retinoic acid receptor RXR-gamma-like (gene Hr51). The transcript has 11 exons. The record is from RefSeq and is a predicted model, not a curated record. Gene Ontology annotation, biological process: cell differentiation; positive regulation of transcription by RNA polymerase II; anatomical structure development. The coding region runs from base 56 to 2662 and encodes 868 amino acids. Gene Ontology annotation, molecular function: zinc ion binding; RNA polymerase II cis-regulatory region sequence-specific DNA binding; nuclear receptor activity. Lineage: Eukaryota; Metazoa; Arthropoda; Malacostraca; Decapoda; Varunidae.
UGAGCCUCUCGGCGCCUCGUUAUCGGCCUCCUAGGCUGGCCUCUACCUCCGGAAAAUGGUGUCGUGGCCGGCGAGGGUGACGGGUGAGUCCUGGCGGGGGCGGGGCGUCUUGACAGAGGAGGAGUCAAGUGGGGCGACGCGCCGGCGACACCCCACCGACCAACCUUUGACGCCGCACUCGCCCGCCCGCCCGCUGCACGCCCGCACGCGGCCCCGCACCUUCCUCUGUCGCCAACUCUGUUCCCGCUCAGGCCGCGGCGCCUCGCUGCGAGUAGGUGGUGAGGCUGCCGCCGCCCGUCACGAGAGAGGAGCCGAGCAUCGCCGCGGAGGCCAGCCGGUGCCGGCGUGUGCAGGCGAGGCGCUCAAGACAACCGCCAGCAUUGAUCCCCGGCGGGCGGCGCCUCCCUCCGGCCACACGGGCGCUGCCACACCGCCCCUGGAGGCUGUGGAGGCCGCCCGCAUCACCCCGCCGCCUCGCCAGGCCGCCCACGACACUCCCCCGCCCUCCCUUGUGACCCGCGAGGCCACCCGCGAAACUCACCUGCCCGUGGGCGGCGGCGGAGGCGGCGGCGGCGGCGAACGCGGGUGGACUCGCUGGUGGGAGGGCGGCGGCCAGGACGCCAAGCUUGAAGCCAAAGCUGAGGUCACCAAAAUGGAAUCUGGCCGAAAGUCCGACGAGGAAGCCGGCGCUGAUGAGCGCCCGUCGUCAGUGGGAGAAGUGAAGCCCCGCCCGCGGCCCCUGCUGCACCCCGCCGACGGUGCACUGUUUUCAAAUCCUCAACUCGGCACCGUACAGGCUUCUAAAACGUGGUCAUACAGCAAAGGCCCCAGGGAUUACUGCCGCUCCCCGCGUUCCCCCGGUGACUCCUGCAGCAGCCCCGCCAGCUCCCCCGUCGAGUCGCCCCCUUCUUGUUCCCCCGCCAGCUCCCCGCUCACCUCCCACGCCACGCCCAUGCUGGCCCCCGCGCCCUUCCCGCCGCCCUCCCUCUCCAUGCACCACCACCACCAGCUAGGCGGGGGUCUGCUCGGGGGCCGCCUGUCGCCGCUGGGUGGACGCUGCCCCUCCACCCUCGCCAACGCCGUGUGUGUGUCCUCCUCCAUCGGCUGCGUGACCAUGGGCGGCGGCAGCAUCGGCACCGUCAGCGUGGCUGGCAGCGUGGGCGUGGGCGGCCUGGGGGUGGGCGGGGGCGGAGGCAGGCGUGUGUCCCCGGGCCUCACCUGCCUGGUCUGCGGCGACACGUCCUCAGGUAAACACUACGGCAUCCUCGCCUGCAACGGCUGCUCCGGCUUCUUCAAGAGGUCCGUCAGGCGCAAACUCAUUUACAGAUGCCAGGCAGGGACGGGCACCUGCAUCGUGGACAAGGCUCACCGGAACCAGUGCCAAGCGUGUCGCCUCAAGAAGUGCAUCCAAAUGGGCAUGAACAAGGACGCGGUGCAGAACGAGCGGCAGCCUCGGAACACAGCUACCAUCCGCCCCGAGGCCUUCGCGGACAUGGACCAGGAGAGACUGCUGAGGGAGGCGGCCGUGGCGGUUGGGGUGUUCACGCCGCCCAUCCCCAUCCCUGGCCUGGUAUCCGCCGCUAUGGGUGGAUCGCGCGGGUUCCUGGCCCCUCCGUCCGUCACCAGCACGCCCUUCACGCCCACCCACCCCCACCACGCCCUGGCCUCCAUCACCUCCAACCCCGCACAGCCGCCACCCUCCAUCUCCUCCGCCAACUCGUCCUCGUCCUCGUCUUCCUCGUCCUCGUCUUCCUCCUCGUCCGCCGCCAGCGCCACGGCCGCCUCAACCAACAGCAUCAUCAUCAACAACAACAACCCGUCAACCAUCAACCACAUGUCCGGGGCGACUAACGGGGGCGGGGCGGCGGGGCUCCUUGGGAUGACCCGCGCCCACUCCCCCGCCAAGGACGACCAUGACCCCAGUCUCCGGAACGUCGAGUCUCCUGUGGACGUCACGGGCGGAGGCAGCGAGGAGACGUCAAGUGGAGGACUCCUGGGCUCUCACCUGCCGCCUGUGUCCUCCUCGUCAUCGUCGUCAGGAGCCUCGUACUUGGAGACGGCGCCGCUGUGGGACCCGCUGCAGGAGUCGGUGCAAGAAACGGCCGCUCGAUUACUGUUCAUGGCGGUGAAGUGGGCCAAGAACCUUCCCUCCUUCAGCAGUCUGCCCUUCCGAGACCAGGUGGUGCUGCUCGAGGAGGUCUGGUCGGAGCUCUUCGUGCUGAACGCGGUCCAGUGGUCCCUCCCGCUGCCCACCUGCCCCCUCCUCACCCCCUCCGCCCACGCCCACGCCCUCGCCCACGCCCACAAGGCCGCCCAAGCCGCCCACGACAUCAGGCAGCUGUCGGAGGUGGCGGGCGCCUUCCGGGACCUGGCGGUGGACCCAGCGGAGUUCGCUUACCUGAAGGCCAUUGUGCUCUUCCGGCCAGUGCGCGGCCUGAAGGACGCCGCGCAGGUGGAGUCGCUGCAGGACCAGGCGCAGGUGAUGCUGAGCCAGCACGUGCGGGCGCACUACCCCGCCCGCCCCGCGCGCUUCGGCCGCCUGCUGCUGCUGCUGGCCUCGCUGCGCGCCCCGCCGCCUCCCCGCGUGCAGGCGCUCUUCUUCACCGCCACCAUCGGCAACACGCCCAUGGAGAAGAUCCUGUGUGACAUGUACAAGAGCUGAGCGACGCGCCUCUUCCAUCACCCUUGUUGUUAUGCGUUUUUAAUUAUUAUUAUCAUUGUUAUUAUCAUUAUUAUCAUUAUUUUCAUUAUUAUUAUUAUUGUCAUUAUUAUUGUUUUAUUUUUAUUGCAAUAGAGGUAUUGAGUUCAUAAAUAUCUUAGCUGUGUGCAUUUCUCUUGGCAACUACAUAUUAGUUUCAGGGUAAAUUAUCGUUUUUUUUAUUUUAUUAUAACGCUAUUUGUGUGUGUGUGUGUGUGUGUGUGUGUGUGUGUGUGUGUGUGUUUGAGGGUGGCAGCGGCAGAGCGGCGUGUUAUGGUUGGCGGUUGUCAAUCCUCCAAAUAGGAUUUUUUUAUGAUGUUUGUUCAAGCGCUGUUCACGCCGGGAGUGAUGCCGCGCUCUGUGCCGCCUCGUGGCUUCCGAUCGCAUCUGUUGUUUUCAAUGAGAUGUUCACACCGGCCGCCAGGCUCCCUCGCUGCAAGGCCUCGCAUCCGACGUGAACAGCUGGGCCUUAGUACCGAAGAGGUGGAAGUUUUUCUGCCAUUUUAUAGUAUAAUAUAUUUAUCUAUUUAUUUAUAUAUUUAUAUUUUAACUAAUUUAUUUACUAAUUUAUUAAAUGUAUUUAAACACACACACACACACACACACACACACACACACACACACACACACACACACACACACACACACACACACACACACACGCACACACACACUGAGCAAUGUGUACACAGGGCGUUCACGGUCAGGCGCACACCCGGUUCUUUCUUGGUUGUUUCAAACAUCUCGCCAAGUGCAGUCAACGGUACGUAUCAUAAGGACAUUACGCCGCUUCAUUAAUAUUCUCCAUUACAAUGUCAAGAAAUUUUUUAAUUCAGAAUUAUAAGUCCAAAGGAAGAAUUCUUAAUCAACGGAGGAUAUUCUUUACCAUCUACUGAAUUUAUUUUGUGGUAAAUGUAACUAACAAUGAAUUAACACUGAUAAUAUUCCAUUUUCUUCAAUGAGUAUUGUUACCUUCAUGAUACUUCCGACUGGACGCUGAUGACGGAAGGCCCGGAGCACACACACACACACACACACACACACACACACACACACACACGACUCGAAGCUCUGCGGUGCAUGGCGGUGGGAGAGUGGAAUGCCUCGUGCUUGCUGAUGACUAGUUUUCGUGGCAGAGCCAAUCAAGCAUCUCUUCUUAAUGCUUCCGUCGGUUCAAGUUAGAGACGAAAAGGAAGACGCCGGAAUGUCAUUCACGAGGCUGUUGAAGGCGAGGCGAGGAACCUUGGCACUGUCAUCACUUUGUGUGCUGCUUGACUGCAUUUACCCCGCUCUGCUGACUUGAUUUCCUCGUCAAAAAUAAAGAUAUAUUCAAGCCAGAUUGUAAACCGGUGUAUUGUAGUAAGAUACUCCAAGGAGGUCCAUGGUGACCAAGCACGUAAAAUUGUACUUUAAACCAAGAAUAAAUUCCGCGGUUUAAAGCAAGGUUAUCUUCAUGGUUUU